AUGAAUCCUCGUACCGUUGUUCAGUGUGAGAAAUGUUUCCGUGACGUAUGCGCAGAACACUUGAGAAGGAACCCACCAAUCAUCGGAGGAUUCUUAUGUGAAGUGGAAAUCGAGAAACCCUGGUUACUGGCAUCGAGAGGGGAUGCGGUUGAGCUUCCCUCACCCUUGUUCGGAGGAGGGAUGCCCCCACUCUCCUGCGUCUCAUCACGAACUGGCGAGCUUACUCUUACAUUUUUAACCCUGCCUCUCGGAUACAGACACCUCCAGGUCAACCAUCAAUUGAACUUCGUCGACCUCAGAACUGGAGCACAUACUCAGCAUGUUGAGUCACUCUGGCAAAACUACAAGGAAGUGUGA
Haemonchus placei is the source of this 357-nucleotide messenger RNA. Lineage: Eukaryota; Metazoa; Nematoda; Chromadorea; Rhabditida; Trichostrongylidae. The record is from the annotation of a GenBank genome assembly.